Meloidogyne enterolobii is the source of this 1020-nucleotide messenger RNA. NCBI's taxonomy places the organism in Eukaryota, Metazoa, Nematoda, Chromadorea, Rhabditida, Meloidogynidae. The record is from the annotation of a GenBank genome assembly.
AUGUGGAUUGGAACAGAAAGCGAAUAUAUUUAUAUUUACUCGUCAGUCAAGGAUUGGAGAAAAUGUUUAAGAUGUAUUAAAAUGCCCGAUGCUGUUCUUUCAAUUUUACAUUCAAAUGGCCGUGUAUUUGUAGCUUUAGCAAAUGGAUGUAUUGCAGUAUUUCACCGAGAUAUGAAAGGUCGUUGGUCUGAUAUUGGUUUUCAUUUAAUGCAAAUAGGGCCGUCAGAUGCUUCUGUCUGUUAUUUACACCAAGUUUAUGGAAAAAUUUGGGCAGCUUGUAAAAAUUGUAUUGUUGUUUUUGAUCCGGUUACUUUGAGGGUUGAUAGUAUUUUCCCUGCACAUCCAAGAAAGGACAGUAAAAUAAGACAAUUUGCACAUUACGGAAGUGGUGUUUGGAUUUCUAUAAGAUUGGAUUCAACAAUUAGAUUAUUUCAUGCAGAGACAUAUCAACAUUUACAAGAUUUGGAUGUUGAAUCUUUUAUUAUAAAAAUGCUUGGUCCAAACAAAUUAGACUUGGUACUUUUACGAAUUACUUCUCUAAGUAUUUUGGAUAAAAGAAUUUGGAUUGGUAUUGGCUCUGGAAUUAUUGUUUCAAUACCUUUUGGUUGUGAAGAUAAUUCUUCAAAUAAUAAAUCUACAAGUGAAAAAGCAAAAGGACCAGGCCAAGUAAUUAGAGUAAUGAACACAACAGAAAAUGCGGAGGGGGAUAAAACUUCAAUAAUUCCUUUCUGUGAAAUAUCAAAUGCUCAAUUAAGCUUUCAUGGACAUAAAGAUCCUGUUCGUUUUCUAGUCCCUGUACUUGCUGAAGGUUUCUCAGAUUUGACUUACAAUUCAGAACAAACAAAAGCUUAUAUGGUAUCUGGAGGUGACGGAUAUAUUGACUUUCGUUUAGGUGAUGACACUUCUUGUGAAGAAAAUACUAACAGUCCAUCUCAAAAUAAUAACAAUUCAAAUGUUAGGGAUAUGUCUCAUUUACUUAUGUGGGAAAAUGAUUGUUCAUUAGAAUGGAUGAAGACUUGA